AUGUUGUUCUGUCCUUGUUGUGGAAAUUUAUUGUUAAUUCAACAUCAUACGCAGGGUGAACAAUCAUUUUUUUGUCAAACUUGUCCUUACGUUUUUCCGAUAAGUGGUCGAGAGUAUAAGAAUCGAACAACCUUAAAACGAAAGGAAGUUGAUGAUGUCCUUGGUGGUGAAGAGGAGUGGAAAAACGUUGAUUCAACUGAUGCAACUUGUCCAAAAUGUGAACACCCGCGAGCGUAUUUUAUGCAAAUCCAAACUCGUUCGGCCGAUGAACCCAUGUCAAUAUUUUAUAAAUGUUGCAACCACGAAUGUCAACAUCAAUGGAAUGAGAAAUGA
This is a messenger RNA of Funneliformis geosporum, 333 nucleotides long. The record is from the annotation of a GenBank genome assembly. NCBI's taxonomy places the organism in Eukaryota, Fungi, Glomeromycota, Glomeromycetes, Glomerales, Glomeraceae.